Messenger RNA from Sarcophilus harrisii (Tasmanian devil), 482 nucleotides. It is a transcript of the gene LY6D, whose product is annotated as lymphocyte antigen 6 family member D. The coding region runs from base 80 to 448 and encodes 122 amino acids. NCBI's taxonomy places the organism in Eukaryota, Metazoa, Chordata, Mammalia, Dasyuromorphia, Dasyuridae. The record is from RefSeq and is a predicted model, not a curated record. The transcript has 3 exons. Gene Ontology annotation, cellular component: cell surface. Gene Ontology annotation, biological process: lymphocyte differentiation.
CCUGUCCCCUCAUGGGGCUAUAAGACCUCUGUGGGAAGAGGAGGGGCUCUCAUUCCACCUUGGACGUAAUCUCGGCAACAUGAAGUGUCUCCUGAUGUUCCUGGCAGUGACUGCCAUCGCCAUAGGUCAAGCUCAAGCCCUCCAGUGUCAUGUCUGUGAAAGCGCUGACAAUUGCAAGAAAGCAACCUAUUGUCCCAAUUCUUCUCAGUAUUGCAAAACAACUCUCAUCUACCAGCGAUUGGCAGGGAACCUGGUGAAGAAGGAAUGUGCUGAAUACUGUUCUCCACAGAAUAGCAAUGCAGGGCAGACCCAGCCUCAGGUCCGGUGCUGUACCACAGACCUGUGCAAUGUUGGAAUUGAGAACUCAGCUCCUGUACACACGUUGCUCAGCCAUGCUGUCCUGGCCCUCAGCCUUAUCCUGGCUCUGGUCUCUGCUCUCAGUCUGUAAACUUUGGGACCCUUAGCCAGGCCACAACCCACCC